Desarmillaria tabescens is the source of this 1510-nucleotide messenger RNA. RefSeq lists its product as uncharacterized. The coding region runs from base 245 to 1279 and encodes 344 amino acids. The record is from RefSeq and is a predicted model, not a curated record. Lineage: Eukaryota; Fungi; Basidiomycota; Agaricomycetes; Agaricales; Physalacriaceae. The transcript is spliced from 4 exons.
AUGGUGAGAGACUUAUACAGCAAAAAUUCUGAAGCUUGCCGUUGUUGCUCUUGCAGGUUUUGCAGUUGGUGAGACCUACUCAGUUCCAUGGGCUAGUGUAGAUGUACCUGUAGAACUGCAGAAAAGGGUCUUUCCAUUUGUUGAAGGGGCUUUAGUGAGCUUACAGGAGAGUGGGUGCCCAAAUGAAGGAACAUAUAACUUUCUGCGGCUCCUUGUGGAACUGCAAUCUUUCUUCUGGAGGACAAUGGCUGCAAUCAGUCUGCAGUUUCCAAACUCAGGGCUUCUUCAACGCAUCAAGAUUAUUCAAGAUGCCAAUGCAAAGGCCUUCUUCAGCAAGUGGCCCUCUGCAGUGAAAGCGCAAGAGGACUUAAGCCUCACUGAUAGUGAUAUCAGUACCUUAUUCCAUGAGACGCCGACACGGCAUGCAGUUUCAGCCAUGUCACUUCGUCUUCGUGGUCUUGAAGAUACUGCCCAGGCACAAACUCACCUGAUGGAAUGUUUGAUUUCUCACAUGGAUCCUCUAUCUCCGUCGAAGCAGCCUUCAGGAGGUAAGGGUGCCAUCAUCCGAUUCCCAUGUUCAGCAAGUGCCUCUGUGCAGCACCAUGCUGAAGAAAGUACUGUUCCAUUGAGAGCUUUAGAAAAUGAUCAAGAUGUUCACAUGUCCUCGCCACCAAGCUCUCCAACCCUGUGUCCUUGUCAGCUCUUUGAUUCAAAUCUCCCAUUUGGCAAUCUCAUUCCAGUAUCACCAUUUUGCAGCCCAACGAGAUCAGCAAGCAAUGAAGUAACAACUUUCCCUACACUCUCAUCUUCUAGACCAACCGAUAUCUUUAUACCGUACAUACUUAACAUCAAUCAGAAGACUUACUAUGUACUCCCUAUUCUACCAUUGCUACCAGACCAGCCCCAGUCUCGUUCAUCUCAUGAUCUCAUUAUUCCUUCUCUCGCUGCAUACUCCCCACAAGUCCUACCAACAUUCAAAAAAUCAGAGACAAAUUGGCAGUCUGUAUUUUCACGAGUAAUGGAUCCAGUAAAGCUGUGGGACUGUUAUGUCCCCAGGAGUCUCGGAGAUUACCCUGAUGUGAAGAGUAUCUGGCAAUCUUGGAGUGAGGGAGCCAUCAUAGAGGACAUCGGAAGACUGCCGCCAAUACAGCUGAUUGAAAAUAAGUGGGGUAGCUUGAAGAAUGGCACUAUGGGAAAGGGGAGACUUCCAUCAUGGAGACCCCGUAAUGAUGCCAAGGUAUGGUUCCAUGCAUGGCAUACCAGUUUCUAUUUGCACUAAGUAACAAAUCACAUCCAUCUCUAGGCCUGAAAAAUCUGGGGCAACUACUACUUCUUUGUAAAGUGCAUCGAGACAAUGCUUGCAGAGGGCCAAAGCUCAGAUGAUGUGAUCCAGGUCCUUGAAGCAUGUCGUCAGGAGCUGACAGGAAGCAAGACUGUCAAUGCGCUUCACUCUGCUUUACAGAUCAAGAAGAAGUAAAAAUUUAAUUGUACUGUUAUGUUAUUAUUAUAC